Numida meleagris (helmeted guineafowl) is the source of this 2896-nucleotide messenger RNA. It is a transcript of the gene ZNF366, whose product is annotated as zinc finger protein 366. Gene Ontology annotation, cellular component: chromosome. Gene Ontology annotation, biological process: regulation of transcription by RNA polymerase II. The coding region runs from base 257 to 2461 and encodes 734 amino acids. The record is from RefSeq and is a predicted model, not a curated record. Gene Ontology annotation, molecular function: chromatin insulator sequence binding. The transcript has 6 exons. NCBI's taxonomy places the organism in Eukaryota, Metazoa, Chordata, Aves, Galliformes, Numididae.
AGAGAACGAAAUAAUUGUUCCUGUUCUCUUUCUUAAGUCAUUUGAAACACUGUCCCUGCUAGUUUUCUAAGUUUACUGCAACCUCUUCUCGGGGGGAGAGGGAGAGAGAGAGAGAUUACCAACACGAGAGCAGGUAGAGCGUAGGGCAAGAUUCCUUCCAGCUUCAACAUCUGGGUCCCAUGAUGUGUGUAGCCACGGACAGAGGAAUAAAACCGUACAGUCAGUGAAAGCCAAAGGAAUUAAAAAAGAUAUAAAUAUGAUGAAGAACGAAGAUGCAAAUUGUAGCGUGGACAAUACACAAGCCUCUUCUCCCUUUUCCUGCUGCCUGCAGCCACUGAGUCCUGUUACAAAGCCACACAGAACAACUCAUUUUGGUGAAGAAUUCAGACAGCACCUUUCACAUUUCCGCUAUGGCCCUCCUCCUCUUGGAGACAUGGAAGGUGUCCAGGGGUCCUUGGAAGGAGGGUCGCGGAAACGCAAGAGCAUGCCAACAAAAAUGCCUCCUUCUAUCGCUCUUGAGGGCUCCUCAUCCCCACCACACAGAUUUGAAGAUCAUAAUGAUAUAGAUUCUUCCAGUCUUCCUAUGGUGUUUCAACAACCAGCACAGCCAAAGUACAGUUCCCAGAUGAUCGAUCUCUGCAACUUUGGUUUCCAGUUCUACAGAUCUCUGGAGCACUUUGGAGCCAAGUCCAUUAAGCAAGAACCAGUGAAGCCCAAUUUGGCAUGGCCCAGUAGUCCAGCAUACGUGCAGGCUCCUUAUCCUUAUUACACUAAAGUCCACCCUGGCUUAAUGUUUCCUUUUAUCGUGCCACCAAAUCUUCAUUUCAGGAACCCCUUUCAAAUGAAAAGGCCUCCAGAGCCACCCUUCCGGAGGGCUGAAGUAAGAGAAAGUGGCGAAAAUAAACAGAAAGUGGAAAGAGUAGACGUCAACCUUCAGAUAGAUGACAGCUACUAUGUUGAUGUUGGGGGUGAACAGAAACGCUGGCAAUGCCCGAUGUGUGAGAAGUCCUAUACAUCCAAGUACAAUUUGGUCACCCACAUCUUAGGGCACAGCGGCAUUAAGCCACAUGCUUGCAAUCGAUGUGGCAAGCUUUUCAAGCAGCUGAGCCACUUGCACACUCAUAUGCUAACACACCAGGGCACGAGGCCACAUAAGUGCCAGGUGUGCCACAAGUCUUUCACUCAAACCAGUCACCUUAAGAGACACAUGAUGCAGCACAGUGACAUCAAGCCUUACAACUGCAGGAUCUGUGGAAGAGGUUUUGCCUAUCCCAGUGAGCUGAAGGCACACGAGUCUAAGCACGAGAGUGGCCGGGAGAACAUUUGUGUGGAGUGUGGUCUGGACUUCCCCACUCUGGCCCAGCUGAAGAGACACUUAACAGCCCACCGUGGCCCAAUACAGUACAAUUGCACUGAAUGUGAUAAGACCUUCCAGUAUCCAAGUCAGUUGCAAAACCACAUGAUGAAGCACAAAGACAUCCGUCCAUAUAUCUGUACUGAGUGUGGCAUGGAGUUUGUGCAGCCCCACCAUCUCAAACAACACUCUCUAACUCACAAGGGUGUGAAAGAACACAAAUGUGGAAUCUGUGGCCGGGAGUUUACUCUGCUGGCCAACAUGAAGAGACACGUUCUGAUCCACACCAAUAUCAGAGCCUAUCAAUGCCAUCUAUGCUUCAAGAGCUUUGUGCAAAAGCAGACUCUCAAGGCACACAUGAUUGUUCACUCUGAUGUCAAACCCUUUAAAUGCAAGCUGUGUGGAAAGGAGUUUAACAGAAUGCACAAUUUAAUGGGACACAUGCACUUGCACUCAGACAGUAAGCCCUUCAAGUGCCUCUACUGUCCCAGCAAAUUCACCUUGAAGGGGAACCUAACCAGGCAUAUGAAAGUCAAGCACGGGGUCAUGGAAAGAGGAUUUCAUUCUCAAGGUUUUGGAAGAGGAAGAAUUGCUCUGUCCCAGACAAAUGUGUUGAGGAGCUUGGAACAGGAAGAGCCCUUUGAUCUUUCCCAGAAAAGCCAAGGGAAGGGGAUCUCAUUUCAUUCGGACGGCGAGAGUGCCAAGGGAAGCUCAUGCCAAGAAGAAGAGGAAGACAACUGCUACGAGGCAGAGCAAUACAGCCCUGGUGUGUACCAUCAUGACAACAACAAGCUGUACAUUCCUCAAGAUCUGUCUGGCAAACCACAGUGCAUGAUGAAGGGCUUCAGAGAGUCCUACUGCAGUGAGAAGGAAGAAAUGUUAAGUGACGGAGGACUGGAGACAAGAGUAGGAGAUUCCGACAACCAGGAGAGCCCAGGAGAGAGAGACCUUGCAAACAGCAAGGAGCACCUGAGCUUUAGAGCCUUUGAAAAGGCCAGUCUGGGGCAUUCUCUCUCUGAUUACUUGUAUUUCAAGCACAGGAACAAGAGUCUGAAAGAAUUACUGGAAAGAAAAAUGGAAAAACAGACAAUGCUUAUAGGCAUUUAAAUGGACAUUUUGAAACAGCUGGCAAAUGAGAAACAGAUAGCUUUGAGCCUGAACUGUAAUUUACCAAAGUCUGGAAUUUUGCAGGAGUCUAGAAAUGAACAAGCUAAAACAAUAAAAAUAUAUUAAAGCAAAAAACAUGUGCGAAAAGAACAAAGCAGUCCACAGACAUCAAGAAAUGCAAUAGAUUUUGAACUGUUAAGAUUUUUAUACUUAUCCAUUUGGUAUACAAGCAGACGAUAGGGUGGGUACAGAAGUUUAUUUUCCUCUAUCUGGCAUCUAGGGUGGUAUAUGUUACACUCAAUUUUCUAGUUAUCAGAAAAAAAAUACUUUAGUAUUUCAUAGAAUCAGAGAAUCAUACAAUUAGCUAGGUUGGAAAAGACCUACAAGAUCACCUAGUCCAACCAUCCACCUACCACCAAUAACCCCACUAAACCA